CUUUGAGGUAGUUCUAGGACUCUAAACUACAUUUCCCAGGGGCCAUCGCGUCCAAGGCUACUUCCGGUAAAGGCCGCAUUGGUUUAUUGUCCACGUUCCCAGACUUGGACACACAUUUGUGGAGGAGCGGCGUGGAGGCCUCGGUGGAGUUUUGCGUUCUAAAUGUGGCCUGGAACUCAUGGAAGCCCUCUGCCCCGGAUGUGAGCAGUUAUGAGGGCGACGGUCGUUGCCGAGGCCAAGGCCUGUGAAUUGAGAUUGUCGGCUCUGGGCUCUGAAAGGCUGUCCAGGCACUGACUACAUUUUCCAAUGUCCACCAUAGCCAAGGCAGCUUCCUGUCCGCGCGCCAACGCUUUCAGGACCGUAGGAAGCAUUGCGCCCGAGUGCCCGCGGAACAUUCUUGUAGGGACCGCAGGGUCAGCUCUGCUUUCUCAGGACUCUACUUCACCAGGAGAGGAGUCUAGAAGACUGAUUGAUUCUUGGAAUUUUAAGUCAUCAUGGCCCAUCAGUUGAUGAUGUUCAGGGAUGUGGCCAUAGACUUCUCUCAGGAGGAGUGGGAGUGUCUGGACUUGGAACAGAGACAUUUGUACAGAGAUGUGAUGUUGGAGAACUACAGUAACAUGAUCUCACUGGGACUUUGCAUUUAUCAGCCGGAUGUGUUCUCUUUACUGGAGAAGGGGAAAGAGCCCUGGAUGGUUUCUAAGGAUGAGACAGGAGGACCUUGCCCAGACAUGCAGACCAGAUGUCAGAGCAAGAAGUUAUCACCAAAAACUGUCACUUUUGAGAGAGAAUUGACUCAAUUGGAAAUUUAUAAAAAAUACAGCCUUGACUAUUUAUGUUUUAGGGGUGAUUGGGAAAGCAAAGAUCAGUCUGAAACACAACAGGAAAAUCAAGAAGAAUAUUUAAAGCAGGUUAUACUCACCAAUGAAAAAACGUCCACUUUUAAACAUCACACAGCUUUUAAUGUACAUCACAAACAGAAUACAGGAAAGAAACUGAAUGAAUUUAAAGAAUGUGGGAAAGCCUUUCCUUCUGACUCAGACUGUACUCAACAUCAAGUAAUUCAAACUAAGGAGAAAUUUUGUGAAGAUAAGGAAUAUGAUAAAACCUUUCUUUCUGACUCAGAAUUUACUCAAUAUCAGACAGUUCAUGCUGCUAAGAAAACAUAUGAAUGUAAAGAAUGUGGGAAGGCGUUUAGUUUGCGUUCAAGUCUUACUGGUCAUAGGAGGAUUCAUACUGGUGAAAAACCUUUUAAGUGUAAGGAAUGUGGGAAGGCCUUUAGAUUUCAUUCUCAACUUAGUGUCCAUAAGCGUAUUCAUACUGGCGAGAAGUCUUAUGAAUGUAGGGAAUGUGGGAAGGCCUUUAGUUGUGGCUCAGACCUUACACGACAUCAGAGAAUUCAUACUGGUGAAAAACCCUAUGAAUGUAAUGAAUGUAGGAAGGCAUUUAGUCAGCGAUCACAUCUUACUAAACAUCAGAGAAUUCACACUGGUGAAAAGCCUUAUGAAUGUAAGGAGUGUGGAAAAGCUUUUACUCGUGGCUCACACCUGACUCAACAUCAGAGAACUCAUACUAGUGAGAAAUCUCAUGAAUGUAAGGAAUGUGGAAAAGCCUUUAUUCGUGGUUCAAAUCUUGCUCAACAUCAGAAUGUUCAUGUAGGCAGGAAACCCUAUGAAUGUGAGAAAUGUGGAAAAGCCUAUAUCUGGAGUUCACACCUUGCUCGACAUCAACGAAUUCAUACUGGUAGGAAACCUUAUGAAUGUAAGCAAUGUGGGAAGACAUUUAUUUGGGCCUCAUAUCUUGCUCAACAUGAGAAAAUUCAUAAUGAGAGGAAACUCUAUGAAUGUAAGGAAUGUAGAAAGACCUUCCUUCAUGGCUCAGAGUUUAAUCGACAUCAAAAAAUUCAUACUGGUGAGAGAAACUAUGAAUGUAAGGAAUGUGGAAAGACCUUUUUUCGUGGCUCAGAACUUAAUCGACAUCAGAAAAUCCAUACUGGAAAGAGACCAUAUGAAUGUGAAGAAUGUGGAAAAGCCUUUCUCUGGGGAUCACAACUUACUCGACAUCAGAGAAUACAUACUGGUGAGGAACCUUAUGUAUGUAAAGAAUGUGGGAAAUCUUUUAUCUGGGGUUCACAACUUACAAGACAUAAGAAAAUUCAUACUGACACAGAAUCCUAUGAAUGUAAGGAAAGUAAACAGAUCUUUGGUCACCAUCCAUAUUUUACUGAACAGAAAAUUCACAAUGGUGAUAAUCUCUAUCAAUGGAAAGACUAUGGGAACACCUUUAGUCAGGACUCAGACUUUGCUCAACACCAGGAUAUUUACACUUUUGAGAAAUCCUAUGAAUAUAAAAAUUUUGAGACAUCAUUUUCUCCAAGCUCUCACUUUAUUUCACUCUUAUAAAAUCUUAUGAUAUAAAAAUAUAAGAAAGUCUUUAUUCAUGACUCAUUACUUGAUGUCCAAUAAUUGCUUCUUUUGAGAAACCCCACAAGUGUAAGUAAUACUGAAAAACUCUGUCAGAGUACACAACACACUCAACAGCAGAGAAUUCAUAAUGCAAUCUGUAUUAAUACAGGAAAGCAUUUACUGAAUGGUUUUCCAUUUGGAAUAUCAGAGUAAAACCCUAUGAAUAAGAUGACACUGUGAAUCUCUUCUGAAUCAUUUUUAAAACAUUCUCCACAUCAUUGAUAUUAUUCUGCAUAGAAUUUAAAUCUAACUCACAUAGGGCAACCUUCCAUCACUAUUUAAAUCUUGUUACACUUCCACAAAAUUAUACCAAAGGUGAAUUUCUGUUAUGUAAUUAAUCUUGGAAAGCCUUGACUAUGUCAUUCAACUUCUUUGGUAUGCCUUAGUUCCAACACAUCUUAUCUGUAUUUUUUGGAAAGUAACUCAAAUCUGUGUCUGUUUGCUUAUUUAUUUGAUUAUAAGGGUUAAAUGAGCCUGACUACUUAAAUGACAUCAUGACCAUCAUUAAUUUUAGUAUUAGACCAUUUCUAUGAGAAAGACCUUGACAGUAUAAUGAAUAUAAACAAAUAUGCCAAUAAGAUACAUGUCUUAUGGAAUGGUAGGAUAAGUCUGAAGAAAAACCAGUAAAAUAGAAUGAAGGGGAAAA
Molecule: messenger RNA, 3108 nt
Organism: Lontra canadensis (Northern American river otter)
Lineage: Eukaryota; Metazoa; Chordata; Mammalia; Carnivora; Mustelidae
Gene: ZNF790
Product: zinc finger protein 790
Exons: 5
Coding region: 495-2399 (634 amino acids)
Biological process (GO): regulation of DNA-templated transcription
Cellular component (GO): nucleus
Source: RefSeq, a predicted model, not a curated record